Messenger RNA from Silurus meridionalis, 3053 nucleotides. It is a transcript of the gene strn4, whose product is annotated as striatin, calmodulin binding protein 4. The record is from RefSeq and is a predicted model, not a curated record. Gene Ontology annotation, molecular function: calmodulin binding; protein phosphatase 2A binding; protein-containing complex binding. NCBI's taxonomy places the organism in Eukaryota, Metazoa, Chordata, Actinopteri, Siluriformes, Siluridae. Gene Ontology annotation, cellular component: dendrite.
AGAGGAACAUGCCGAGGAUCACUAUUUCGCAAAGCCACGGUUUAGGAAAGAAUGGAGACGGCUUUGGACUAAUGUUAGUCACAGGGUCUCUCUGCCCUUUGUUUUCCUUUGAUCUUUCUACCCAUUCGCACUGGGGACAACUUGUAGACUAUAAUGGACGCAGACAUACCCACUGGAGUUGGCGGUGGAGCAAAUCAGAACCAUGUGGCCAGUGGUACUGGUCGAAAUCCGAACGGGCCGACCGUGUCUGCUACAGCGAGCGCAGCCGGGGCGAUGCCUGCAUGCUUCCAUCCACGCGAGCAGCAGGACGGGGAGGCAGUCGGACUGUCGCUGCCCGGGAUUUUACAUUUUAUCCAGUUUGAGUGGGGCCGUUUCCAGUCGGAAAAAUACCGAUGGGAAGCCGAGAGAGAUGAACUUAGGGCACAGGUGGCAUUUCUGCAAGGGAGGAAAGGGCAGGAGAGCAUGAAGCAAGAUCUGGUGAGGCGGAUCAAAAUGCUAGAAUAUGCCCUUAAACAAGAAAGGGUCAAAUAUCAGAAAUUGAAGACUGGCACUGAUCAGAGUCCAGAGAAGAAACCAGAGACUAAGAGUGACCCAAUUUCCAAUGGUCAAGAGGAAUUUGACAAUGAGACAACCAAUCAAAUGGCAUGGAAGGAGGGCCGUCAGUUGUUGCGCAAGUACCUGGAGGAGGUGGGUUAUUCUGACACAAUACUGAACAUGCGCUCUAAACGAGUCAAGUCUCUGUUGGGUCGCUGUAGCCCAGAGGUAAAUGGACCUCUGCAACAUGAUCUCCCAGAACCCAAGGCCCAUGAUGGAGGUGGUUCUCUACUUGUACGACAGAUAGAGGAGCAGAUCAAAAGAAAUGCUGGCAAGGAAGGUUCUUCCGAGCACAGUGGCAGGUCAGUACUGGAUAAAAUUCCUUUCCUGCGUAGCUGUGAGGAUGAAGAUGACAGUGAUGAAGAUGAUGAUUUCCAGGGAUUAACCACAGAUUGCAUUGAUGGACCACAUAAAAACAAGAAAUCCAGAGGCAAGAUGUUUGGAGAACCCAUGACCACAGGCCUAGACCCUGAGGAUGAAGAAGAUGAGGAUGAUUCAGAAGAUGCCCUUAGUGAAUUUGACUUUCUGGGUUCAGGAGAAGAGGGAGAGGGGGCUGGUGAGGCAUGCAUUUCAGGAGAUGGCCGUGAGUUAGCAGGAUGCACUCUGGGCUUCUCAUCUGAUGUCUUCAUACUGGAUACAGUUGGAGGAGGGGACAUAAAUCUUGGCGAGCUGGCUGACCUUACUGUCGCUAAUGACUUUACCAUUGAUCAUCAGGACAGUCAGGAGGACUUUAAGAAGACAUGGAAUCCACGCUUCACACUCCGGAGUCACUUUGAUGCUAUUCGAUCGCUGACAUUUCACCCUUCUCAGCCUGUGGUGUUGACAGCUUCAGAAGAUGGAACACUAAAGCUCUGGAACCUGAACAAGACAAUGCAUUCAAAAAAGGGUGCAGCACUGGACUUUGAACCUAUUUACACUUUCCGAGGACAUAGUGGAGCAGUCCUUUCUCUAGCCAUGGGUGAGGAGGGGAAGUACUGUUACAGUGGAGGUCUGGAUGGAAGCAUACGUUGUUGGAAAAGUCCAGACCUUAAUGUGGAUCCUUACGACAACUAUGACCAAGGUGUUGAGAGUGCUGUGUUAUUAGGACAUGAGGAUGCAGUGUGGGAUUUGGCAUAUUCAUCCACCUUAAAGCGCCUGGCCUCAUGCUCAGCAGAUGGCACUGUGAGGAUCUGGGAUCCUCAGAGCUCCACACCCUGCAUAACUAUUUUCAACAAAGAGCAAGAACGUGGAACUCCUACUUCCAUUGCAUUUGGAAAUGUAGACCUGUCCCAGGCUGUUGUGUCUUUUGAUACUGGUGAGACAGUCCUCUACGACCUCAACACAGAGCAAAGCAUUAUGGUCCUAGAGGCUCAGACAAAUGAAGGCAAUCCGCUGAUUAACUGUGUGGUCAGCCAUCCAUCCCAACCAAUCUCAAUCACUGCUCAUGAGAACCGCAAUAUCCGCUUUUUGGACAACAAGACAGGGAAAGUGAUUCACUCCAUGGUGGCUCAUCUAGAUGCAGUCACCUGCCUUACCACUGACCCUAAAGGCAGUUACCUCAUCUCUGGCAGUCAUGAUUGUUCAGUUCGCUUAUGGAUGCUGGAUAAUCGCACAUGUGUGCAGGAGAUCACAGCGCAUAGAAAGAAGCAUGAUGAGGCCAUCCAUGAUGUCGCUUUCCACCCUUCACAGCCCCUUAUUGCUAGUGCUGGAGCAGAUUCCUUGCCAAGAUCUUCAUUUGAUCAUGUCAUCACAGCUAAUUCUCAGUCAUAAUUGGUUAGUGUAAAUAAGGUUUUCCCAAAGCAAAACAUUCAAAAGUGAUGUAGGUAAACAGACCCAGCAAAUCCUGGAAAGCAGUACAUUAACCAUACUCUAUAAAUGUUCUUCCUGUAGAUAUAAUAACACUAAUGCACCAAUAUGCAGGCUGAUAUUGGUAGCGUGAAAGCUCAAAUUGAAUAAUUUCUGACUAGACUCUGGCUAGACACCAAAUGCUUAAUAUAAACACACAGAAAGGGUUAACCUGUUAUAUUGGAGACGGAUGAUCCGCUAUAGCGACCCCUAGCGGGAGCAGCCGAAUGAAGAAGAAGAACUUAAAUUGUUAAAUGUUAUUUAAAGGGUAUAUUUGACUAUUAAUUAGCUUAGUGUUUGAUGCUGCCACAAACAAUGUGUAUUGUUCCACAGUUUACUUCAUAUGAACCAUAAAAUAUGUGAAAAACACAUGAACACAUGAAAAACAGCCUUUUCAUAGCAGCCAAAAUACAGAAAACAUCAUCUCCCCUAUGUACUCUACUCUUUGGUUUGAUGCAUACUUUAUGACCUUCUAGGGUAUCGAUAUGUGCUUUGGUCACUUUUCACCUGAAUAUGAUGUAUGGAUAUUGAUACCACCCUAAUUUAUACACCAUGACUAACAUGUAUUAUAAUAUUAAAAUAGAUAAGAAUGGUCUAUUAAAUGAAACACUAUUAAUAUCAUAUGAUUUAAACAA